UAAUGCAGUUUUCUCACUUUUUCAGUUCCUUAUAAAGUUAUUGAUCUAAGAGUCGACAACGUCACAGAAAAAUCUGUCUUUCUGAUGUGGAGCAAGCUGGACGGAAAGGCGGAUUUUUACCUUGUAGAGACGGAAAAUCUGAAAAAACAAGUGAACACGACAGAUCUAACGUUUGAUGGAUUGAUGCCUGGGAACUGCUACACAUUCACCGUCAAAUCUGGAGUCCCGACCCAGUGGAGCAAGGAAGCUAACAUUUCAAGCUGCACCAAACCAGGCAAAGUGUCUAAUCUGAAUGCGACUAAAAUUGAAGACACUUCACUCACUGUCAGUUGGGAAAAUCCAGAGGGAAAGUUCAUAGGUUUCAACGUGACUGUAAAAUUCAGUGACAAAGAACAAACCUAUAUUGUGAGCGAAACCAAGCUGACAUUAACGGAUCUGCAGGAGGGAACUAAAACAACCAUUCAGGUGGUAGUGCUGUCCAUUCACAACCUGAUGGGAGACGUCACAGAAAUCUCUACAUACACUGUUCCUGGGCGGGUUAGAAACCUGGAGUUGACAGCAGGGCAAACCACCAUCACUGCUACAUGGAAUUAUACAGUAAUAGGCAGUGAUACAAAGUUCAUUGCUAAACUUUACCUAAGCAAUACAGAGAUUAAAAACGAAACAUUAAACAAUACUGCAAUUGAAUUUUCCAAUCUAAAGACUGCAACCAACUACACUGUUGAAGUCACCGUUGUCAAAGGAAAUGUUUCAAGCCCAAAAGAGACACGCUCCAUCUUUACACUGCCUACAGCUCCCACUGAUCUCAAAGCAACCAUCAUCACAAAAAAUACCAUCACCCUGACAUGGAAGGUCCCUGAAGAAAUAACAAGCGCUACAUUUAUAUUUAAUGUUUCCAGUCACUGGAAUAAGACUUAUACAGAAAGAGUUGAAAGAAAAACCAGUUAUACCUUUGAAAACUUGGUAUCAGGAACCAGGUACGAUUUUACAGUCCAUGCCGAGGCUGGGAACGUCACAAGUGGAUCGGUCAAUUACAGCAUCCAAACAGAACCAGAGAAGAUUGACAUCACCCUGUCAAUGCUGUGCAACUCAAUCCAACCUCUCUACUGUGCAAAAAACACACAAAGAAAAUCUGUGCUUGAACAGGAAACAGGAAGUGCCUAUUACAACCUGUAA
Messenger RNA from Oryzias latipes (Japanese medaka), 1176 nucleotides. Lineage: Eukaryota; Metazoa; Chordata; Actinopteri; Beloniformes; Adrianichthyidae. The record is from RefSeq and is a predicted model, not a curated record.